Molecule: messenger RNA, 1194 nt
Organism: Gryllus bimaculatus (two-spotted cricket)
Lineage: Eukaryota; Metazoa; Arthropoda; Insecta; Orthoptera; Gryllidae
Source: the annotation of a GenBank genome assembly
GUGGUGGCUACAAAUUGUACUAGUGUCGGGACAUCUAGCCUUAACAUGACCAAGAAUUUUCCCCUUCAAAACAGGAUGUUCACAAAUUUUUAGUGGUGCUGAAGACAAACAUGGAUAUUUAUGGGAUCGUCAUUAUGGCACUUGCCUUGCAAAAUUUCCACAUGUUGAUGUUGUGAAUUCAGUGGCAUUCAACCCAUGUGAUCCUGAAAUGUUGGUAACUACUUCAGAUGAUUUCACCAUCAAAGUGUGGAGAUCCAGGAACAGAGUUCAGGAACUGGGACUUGAUGGUGGAAAAUUUACUCGUGGUCUGGAGAUUAGCCAACGAAGGAAACACUGACCCAACUAGAUGAAUUCAAACUCUAGGUGUCAAUCUUAUGUCACAUUAAUUGCUUAAAUUGUUGAUACUGGGACUCUGAUAUGGUAAGAUUGAAACAAAUUAAAGAAGAAUGUGUUUAUGUACGACUUAGCACAUACCUCACUGUUUUUGUGGGAAAUCAAAAACUAAGUUUUAUUCUGUGAAUUGUGUAGCACUUAAGUGCAGCUAUGAUGUAAAAAAAGUGGAUUUUUUUUUUCAUAUUUAAAAAAUAUAUAUAUUUCCUUGUUUGUCAAGUUUAAUUUAUAUUCUAUGAAACAUCCCACUUAUGAAUUCCCUGGAACCAACGGGCAGUUAAAUUUUACAAUCCGUUUGCAAGUGUCCAAAUUGGUGAUCUUUGAUGAUAGAACCAGAAAUUUGAAUCAUGCAUGUUGUUUCAGCUAUGUCUCAUGAUUACUUGCAAUAAUUACAUUGAGAAAAUUGUGUUUUAUAAAAAAGAAAAAAAAACACCUGAUAGAUGACUUCAAAAAUAUCAUACCUGUGAUAUAAAAGUGAUACCUGUUUCUAAAUGAACAUUUUUUUGUUAAAAAAUUUUGUAGUAGUAUUUCACUCUAUUCUUACAAACAAUUGUAAGAAAAAAUGUAGAACCAUUUUUGAGAAAAUUGUGAAAAUGUUCCAGGGACUAUUCAGUUUGGAAAAAAUUCUACCCAUAUUUUAGGCACUAGUGUUGUUCACAGACAGGCAGAUGUUUUGGAAAAGAAAGAGAAAAACAAAUUGUUAACGAGAAGCCAAAACAUAUUUCCAUUGAAAUCUUGAAUCGAUUUUCCCCAGGAAGUAACUUUCUCUAUACCAUGUAGAUGAGAAAACAUAAUUGUUUUUGC